Molecule: messenger RNA, 1026 nt
Organism: Eupeodes corollae
Lineage: Eukaryota; Metazoa; Arthropoda; Insecta; Diptera; Syrphidae
Product: probable chitinase 10
Exons: 2
Coding region: 94-1014 (306 amino acids)
Cellular component (GO): extracellular region
Molecular function (GO): chitin binding
Source: RefSeq, a predicted model, not a curated record
GUUUGGGUACAAAACAGAAACCUACAUCAAGCGUGUAAGUCGAAAAACUAAAAUUUGAGAAGAAAAUAUUAGUUGCUUCCGGUUCCGGGUAUUAUGUUAACUUAUACAAAAAUUAUCAGCGGGCUCAUUUUCCUUCAGAUUGCUCUCGCUUAUUCAACUUUUAAACAAAUUUCACCAUCGGCUAGAGCCCUUCGUUUAGCCUUUGAUCCAGCAUGUAGUGGCAAGGAGCCAGGAAAGUUCGUAAGAGACCCAUAUUCUUGUGAUAAAUUCUACUAUUGUGGUCCUGAUGAAACAGCUGUUGUUGUGGAUUGCCCCCAUGGGAUGAUCUUCAAUGAUGAAAAGGAGAUAUGUGACUUACCAACGAAUUAUCUUUGUGUUCCCCGAAUAAAUGGGGAGGAAGAUGGUGUUUCAACGAUAUCUACUUCUACUCGGAUUGAAAACGAAGAAAGUUCUUCAACAUCAACAAAUUCUGAAACCAUAACCAAUCCUUCAACAGCGUCAAAUGCAUUAACUAAGCUGCCAACCAUGAAGACAACAACACCAGCAACGAGAACAUCAACUUCAGCGCCAACGACGGCGGUAGUAGGAGGUGCAAUCCGUUGCCCUCUUAAUGACGCUAAAAUGUUGACAUUUCUUCGACAUCCAUUCGAAUGUCAUCGCUAUUACAUUUGUUAUCAUGGAGUUCCAGUCGCCCAAGAGUGUAUAUCUGAACUUCACUGGAAUGCCAAAACGAAUCGCUGUGAUUUUCCUGAAAAUUCAGGGUGCAUUAAUCCCACAGUUGUUCCAUUUCCAUCGACUAAACCUUCCACGUUUACUACGGGAAUGAUGAUAACUUGUCCUUUUCGAGGGGAACAAAUAUAUGCGCAUCCGGUGAAUUGUAAUUAUUUUAUUUAUUGUAUCAAUGGUUACGCAACAGUGCAACAAUGCCCGUUUUACCAUCAUUUUGAUGUUCGAUCGAGGAGGUGUUUAUGGCAAACUGUGGCUACGUGCGUGAUCAAGAAGAAUUAUUCUUAAAUUUGUGAUUGA